GUGUCAUUUUCAUGUCUUCCGUAUCAUCGGAAAUCGUCUGCCGCGCUAAUACGUCUUCGAUCCGCUGGAUGCGCAGCUCAUCAGCUGCCGGUGAAUCGCAAUUUAUCGAAGAAUAAAUGCGGCGUUCUCAUGGUUUCAUAUCACCGUUCUCGAUAAUCGUGAGUGCUACAAGCAAAUCGCCGAGGUAAGGAAACGUCGAUCGAUGACGUACACGAACGACGGCUUUUCUCCCUGAUAUGUCGAAGGUGCAUCCGUAUUUACGGCAGGAUUGUCGACGUUACAUUUAGUUUCUCAAAGCGAUUCUAAUCUGCGGCGCCAACGAACAUGGCAGCGAUGAAUAACGAGACGAAGCUUGACAUGUAUGAUGAUGUCACGUACGCUGUCGAUCCUCAACAUGUCGAGGGUGAGAUGACAGUAGGCACAAAACAAAGAUCAACUUUGGGAGAGCCGGAAUUUAACACAUUAGAUGAGCCCAUCAAAGAUACAAUUUUAAGGGAUGUUCGAGCAGUAGGCAAAAAGUUUUUCCAUGUUUUAUAUCCUAAAGAGAAGAAAAGUUUAUUGAAAGAAUGGGAUCUAUGGGGACCAUUAAUAUUAUGUACUUUUAUGGCAAUGCUAUUACAAGGUUCUGCUGAUGCAGCAGACUCGAAUGAUGGAGGGCCUGAAUUUGCAGAAGUAUUUGUUGUUGUAUGGAUUGGAUCUAUGGUUGUCACAUUGAAUUCAAAACUAUUGGGUGGAAAUAUAUCUUUCUUUCAAAGCGUUUGCGUCCUAGGAUAUUGCCUAUUACCGACUGCCAUUGCAUUGAUUUUAUGCAGAAUUAUACUGAUAGUGCAACAAAGUACUCUUCUAUUCGUCCUCAGACUCAUUAUUAGUUCGACUGGAUUUUUAUGGGCAACAUAUGCAUCUAUGGCAUUUCUUGGCGAUAGUCAACCUGCAGGAAGAAAAGCAUUAGCUGUAUAUCCAAUUUUCUUAUUUUAUUUCGUCAUAUCAUGGCUGGUUAUAUCCAGUACAUAUACAUAAAACGCAACAAUAAUAAUCAAUCUAUUACAAGACUGUGCGUUGCUCCGGCCUUCUGUUAUAAAUUCCAAGAGAUAAAAAGAAAACAGAAGGAGAUGCAAUGUAUUUCAUAUAUAUUUUCCAAGUCUCGUAUUUGGACGUAUUCCAAUCUCAUGUUUUUGUGAAUAAUACAUAUUAGGCAAGUAUUUAUUAUCUUUAUAGAUUAUUGUUCAAUAUGUCAAUUAUCAGACUUGUAAUUAUAUUUAAUCUCACUGAAUGCACACGACAGUUACGAUGAAUUACUGAUACAAAAAUAUUCUUUCCUUCUUUAAAAAACUUAAUGAUUGAUAUUUAUACAAAUUUGAUAAAUAUUUUAGUAUGAGUAAUGAAAAAUUAUUUGUAGUUAAUUCUAAAUUGUUGCAUCGGAAUAUUUCCUAUACUUUUAUAAAUUUUAAUGUUUUUUUUUACUAAAUCCGAUUAAUCGUAACAUUAAAUUUAGACAAUGCGAAAGUUUGAAGCAUGCUCCCAUUUGUAUCUUUUUGUACAUGUAUAUUAUGUAUAUAGAGUUAUAUUUAAAAUAUGUUAUAAUAAAACAAAACAGUAUAGAAU
This is a messenger RNA of Pogonomyrmex barbatus (red harvester ant), 1602 nucleotides long. Its product is annotated as protein YIPF6. Lineage: Eukaryota; Metazoa; Arthropoda; Insecta; Hymenoptera; Formicidae. Gene Ontology annotation, biological process: endoplasmic reticulum to Golgi vesicle-mediated transport. Gene Ontology annotation, cellular component: trans-Golgi network; membrane. The record is from RefSeq and is a predicted model, not a curated record.